UGGCGGGCAGGCGUGUCUCACAACACGACCAUCCAUGUGGGCGACAAAGUCACCUGGGUGUGGGAUGACGACCUCCCACACUCCAUCAGAGUGGCGGGGAUGGGCGAAGUGGCCGACCCACUAUUUCUGGGCUUCGGGGGGAACCGCCUGGCCGUGUCACGGCAGAUGGUGUGCACUCCCAUGAACGUGGGCACUGGUGACAUGAGUGAUGACCCCGUGCCGUGCGUGCUACGUGAGUGCCCUCCUCAUGCCAUGGUCAGAAUGGACGACGAGCCCUCGGGUUCCUUUGCGUACAGCAAGGUGUUUGGAGAGCCCAUCACCAUCCACUACGCGGACGGUUCGCUGGCAGGCACGGCUGGGGACGCCGUGUCUUCCUCUGCCUCUCCCUCCUCCUCCCCCACCCCCACCUCCAUGUCCGCCAGCAUUCUCACAGUGCUACCUGCAAGGGCUGGGGUGGAUGCUACUGGUUUUGCCACUAACACCACAGUCGUUACCAACACCACAAACCCCACCGCUGCCAACAGCACGACUGCUGGCCCCACCAACACCACGGCAACCUACCAGUGUGCACCAGGGUGCCGGCUGCAGCGGGUGGCGAACGGGGUGUGCGAUGCGGCGUGCAAUACGCCCGCAUGCGCCUUUGACGGCAACGACUGCGCGUGUGUCGAUCCGCUCUUCGGCCCCGGCAUCUGCGCCUGCCCGCCCGGCCACACCCGCCGCGACGACGGCUCGUGCUGUCUGUCGACAGCGGUGGGAGCCAAUCUCAACUUCCCCUUCUCACUCAAGGAGCACCACUUUGUGCGCUACGGUCCCAACUACACAGAGAGCAACUACGUGUUUGCUGCUGAGAGGGGCUUUGCGGCCACACGCUACGUGUCUCGCCGCAACCGUCUGUUGAUCGGCAUGGUGCUGCAGCAGGAUCGGUGGGGCACACAACAGUGCAGCGGAGCGGGCCUGCUGCACCUAGGGGGGUGGUGCAGCAACGGCACAUCCACGGAGCCGUUUGGAGUGAACUCGCACUUCCUGCCCACGUCGGCCAUCUACGACAGUGCUGCCAGCGCCAACAUGAGCCAGCUCGACAACAACACCUUCGGCUUCAAACUGCAGUUCAACCCGCAGGGCCUCCCCUACGGCUUCAUCUACCCCUUGUGUACACCACACGCUUAUCAAGGCGGGCCUCUCAAUGCACGCCUAUCACUCGCCCCCUUGACCCCCCUCCGGUUGGCAGGCGAGACGCUCACGUUCGUGCUGACAACUGUGAGGUGCACGGUGAAUGGGGGGGGCAGCAUGGACGUGAGCUUCAAGUCGCAGCCGGCAGCCAUGGCGAUGUAUGAUGCAUCGGCGGACAACAUCGCACGGCUGGUGCUGGAGAUAGUUUACUUGGUGGGGCUGCUCUGGAAUGUGUGUGGCGAGCUGCAGGAGAUGGCCGACCGCGCUGCCACCCAUGGCUCUGUGCUCAGGUAUUUCGAGCAAGCUUGGAACUGGGUCGACAUACUCUCUCUCUCGCUGCAAGCUAUCGCCGUUGUCCUCUGGGUCGUGCUGUGGCGGUACGUGAGCACGUUUGACAUGCAGCCACGCUACAACAUCUACUACUCGUUGUUUGAGAUGCCACGCUACUGGGCCGUGCCCAACCCGCCCACAGGCUUCAUCAGCGCCACUCAGGCCUUCGCUGAUCUGCACAACAUCAUCAACCUCCGCGCCGUCUACUUCGCCCUCCAAGGCAUCAAUGUCUUCUUCAUGAUGAUCCGCCUACUCAAGGUGAUGGACUUCCAGCCAUACUUGGGCGUCAUCACGCGCUCCCUCGGCCUCGCCACGCCCUCGCUGCUGCACUUCUUCCUGCUCUCCUUUACGGUCUUCUUCUGCUUCAGCAUGUACGCCUACCUCGUCUUUGGAGGCGCAAUGGAGCUGUUCUCCACAGUACUCAACUCCAUGUUCUCGUUGUUCCUACUUCUCAUCAACGACAACGGCUCCGCCUACUUCUUGCAGCGCCUUGAGUCGUGGGACCUCAUAGCUGCGAUGCUCUUCUUCUUCAUGUUCAUCGUCUUCAUGGUCUUCAUCCUCCUCAACUUCCUCAUCGCUAUCAUCGUCGAUGCCUUCAUGAGCGUCAAGGAUAGCAACCUUGUCGCCACCUCCAUAGCCGCUGACCUCGCUCACGUAUUUAAGUACAAGUGGAACUGCUGGCGCGGCCGCUACUUGCCGUACCGCGUCAUUCUCGACCGCCUUGUGGACCUGGGGGCUAAAUACACGCGCAUAAAAGACGAGAACCCUCGGAAGCGCCGCUUCAAUUCGAUCCAACGGCGGGUCGGCGCCAUGCUCUCAGGCUCGCGAGGCAGCGCUGACAAGGCGACGCCCUUUCCGCGGUCUGACAACCAACCCGCCUUCCUCUCCGCGGCCAGCGAGUCGUGGGUGCGGAAGCAGCACGUGCUGACAGUGAGGGAGAAGCGCAUCGACACCAUCUCGCUUGCCAUGAUCCUGCAGCGCCGCCACGACCAGGCGGUAAAAAAAGCCCCUGCCACAUCAUCCAGUGCGGUGUGUUUCUCGUCGUCCACGUGUGAGAAUGGAGCCAUGUGGGGGGGCGAUGCAUGGAAUGCGGACGAGGAGCAGCUGGAGCAGCUGUCGCAGGCGGUGGUGCUGCAGUGCGGUGAGGUGGUGAAGCCCAUUCAAGAAGCCCAUUCAGAAACUCAGCCUCACGCACGUGCAGGUGCAUGGAGUGGGUGGGGGAAGGGUGGCAGAGAGCAGGAGGAGGUGUUGCGGUGCCAGGCAGGGGUGGAGGAGCUGAGGGGCAUGAUGGCGGACAUGCAGAGCGACAUGCGUGCCAUGAUGGCGCUGCUCGACUGCGCCUUACCCGCCUUACGCGCCCAGGGCCCUCCUGUUCCCCGCUCGGCAUCACCCCUGCCGGGGCAGCAACCGCUGAUGCAGCCGUGUCUGAAAGUUUCGCAAGUGGAAGAGGAGGGUGCGCGGCUAGGGGAGGAGGCGGGUGGGAUGGGCAUGGCGAAUGGAGAAGCAGUGGAGGGGAGUGGGAGAGGUGGGUGUAGCAUGGCGAAAGGAGCAAGUGGGAAUGGGAGAGUGGCAGGGAGCAGCAGAUCCCCAUCGUCGAAACGGGGGCCAGGGAGACGGGUGGUGUUCCAAGAUGAUGCGGUGGAGGGCGGUGAGGGUGGUGCGAGCGCGCAGGAUUCAUGGCAACAGCCGCUGAUUGGAAACCAAAGAGCCCCUUGA
Molecule: messenger RNA, 3216 nt
Organism: Closterium sp. Naga37s-1
Lineage: Eukaryota; Viridiplantae; Streptophyta; Zygnematophyceae; Desmidiales; Closteriaceae
Source: the annotation of a GenBank genome assembly